GGGAGCGCCGGAAGGGCUUCUAUUGUAUAAGAGGGGAGAUGAAACCUUGAAUGCUCAAAGAGACGACAUCGCUAGUGGGUAGAGCCAUGAACGCACAAGGCACCUCUACCAUGUAAACUAAGAUUGUUUUGAGCCAGUGCUCUGAUAUAUAUGCGAAAUCAAGCAACCGUUUACUGCGAGUGAUAUACGCUGAAGAACUAGUUUUGAAAGAUUCUCCGCUGAAAGACGUAAACAAGGUGAAACUGUGAAGAUGCGGUUCAGCCUGUUUUUAGCCACUCUUCUCUGUUACAUCACGUGGAUGAGUUUGGUCCAUGCAAUUUCAGCCCAUGGAACUGUGUCAAGCUGCUGUAUAAAGUGGUCUGGCACCACACUUCAUCCUAAUCAAAUCACGAGUUACUUCAUCCAGUCUGAAGCGAUGUGUCCCAUCGAGGCAGUAGUGUUUGUGACGGUUCGUGGAAAGAGAGUUUGCUCCAAUCCGGAUACUCCCUGGGUAAAAGACGCAAUGCUGAAUGUGGACAGAAGAACAGUUGGAACGACACCAGCACCAUCAACAGCAUCAGAAAAUGAAGAACCGUCAACACGUGACAUGACACCAGCACCGUCCACGACGUCAGAAAAGGAACAUAUUGAAUCGACUACACCUGACAUGACACCAGCACCGUCCACAGCAUCAGAAAAUAAAGCAGCAUCAACAACUGGCACGACAUCAGCCACAUCGAUGACGUCACAAAAUGAAGCAGCAUCAACAACAACUGGCACGACACCAGCCACAUCGACAACAUCAAACAAUAAAGCAGCAUCAACAAGUGACACGACACCAGCCACAUCGAUGACGUCACAAAAUGAAGCAGCAUCAACAACAACUAGCACAACAACAGCUUCAUCCACAGCGUCACAAAAUACAGCAGCAUCAACAACAACUAGCACAACAACAGCUUCAUCCAUAGCUUCACAAAAUAAAGCAGCAUCAACAACAACUAGCACAACAACAGCUUCAUCCACAGCAUCACAAAAUGAAGCAGCAUCAACAACUGGCACAAGGCCAGCACCAUCAACGACAUCAAAUAAAGAAGCAGCAUCAACAACAACUGGCAGGACACCAGCAUCAUCGACGACAUCAAAAAAUAAAGCAGGACCAUCAACGACAUCAACAAACAGCAAACCCCCCAGAUUGGCGAAAAGAUUGCUGAGGAAAAAGAUCAGGACAAUUAGGAGGAAGAGGAUAAGAAAUAGACGCCCGCGAGAGACACAGAAUGUACCUACAAACCUAUAAGAAAUGUGUAGAAAUAUAUAUAUAUAUACAACAUAACUUAUAUUUUGACCAUACUCUGUUGUUAUAAAUGUGCACACUGUAAGACAAAAACGCUAUAUUUGAAGGUUCCUGCAAUAUUUGCAGAAAAAUACUUUUGUAUUUUUAUUUUGUUGAUAAAGUAUUCUGACAUUUGA
This is a messenger RNA of Mugil cephalus (flathead mullet), 1446 nucleotides long. Its product is annotated as cell wall protein DAN4-like. NCBI's taxonomy places the organism in Eukaryota, Metazoa, Chordata, Actinopteri, Mugiliformes, Mugilidae. The transcript is spliced from 3 exons. The record is from RefSeq and is a predicted model, not a curated record. Gene Ontology annotation, molecular function: chemokine activity; CCR chemokine receptor binding. Gene Ontology annotation, cellular component: extracellular region. Gene Ontology annotation, biological process: immune response; positive regulation of GTPase activity; G protein-coupled receptor signaling pathway. Bases 251 to 1273 code for a protein of 340 amino acids.